Molecule: messenger RNA, 2548 nt
Organism: Stegodyphus dumicola
Lineage: Eukaryota; Metazoa; Arthropoda; Arachnida; Araneae; Eresidae
Product: vacuolar protein sorting-associated protein 51 homolog
Biological process (GO): Golgi organization; Golgi vesicle transport; lysosomal transport
Cellular component (GO): GARP complex; membrane; EARP complex
Source: RefSeq, a predicted model, not a curated record
AGAAGAAUUUGAUCCUUGUGACAUGGACAAAGAAGAAUUUAAUGCAAUGUUAUGUCUUCUGAAAUAUGUGGAUAACUGCAGUCUUUAUCAAAUGAUAACAAGGCAGAAUCAGCUAGAUCUGCAAAUUCGAAUUUUACAUAGUGACAUGCAAAGUCUGUUGUAUGAUAAUUAUCGUAAAUUUAUUGAAGCGUCUAGCAUGGUUUCGAGUAUAAAAUCGGAAAUUAAUAAAAUGGAAGAUGAAGCAACUUUGCUGCAGUCCAAAAUGAAAGAUUUAGAAGGAAUAAGCACUGCUGUUUUAGAGAACUUACAACCCACUCAGAGUAAAAUAACUAAACUUUUAAAAUGGCAAGAAGUUAUGAAAAAACUUGUUCUACUUACUGAUCUCAUACCAACCCUGAAAGCUCAUGUUGAAUCCAGGAAGUAUGAAACAGCGGCUUUUCAUUAUUUAAAAGCUAAAAGUGUUCUGCAAAAAUAUCACCAUUUUCCUUCCUUCAGAGGUAUAGUAAAGGAGUGCGAUGAAAUUAUGGAUCAUGUAAAACAGAAACUAAAAGAAAAAUUAAGGUGUGACAUUUUUAAUGAGGAGGAAAUGGAAGAAACUGCGAAAUUAAUUCUAGCUCUAAAUGUGGAUGCUAAUCUGACAUUGCAAUGUUUUUUGAGUCAUUCAGAAGAUUGUUUGGCUAAUACAUUGUCAGCAAUUCACAAAAAGUGUGGUCUCGAAAUAUCAGAAAAAGUGGAGGGCAAAACCAAAGAAGAUUUAAUAACUUUGGAACUCACAGGGUGCAUUGCUUUGAGUUGCUACUACGUUCAGUUAUUGUCAAAAAUAAUCAUUGUAGUAAGAAAUGUAUUUUUAAAAUGCGAUAAGAAAAAUAUUUCUUUUAGUGCUUAUAAUAUGUUAGAAGAUUUUAUAGAAAAAUUUGCGCAAAGGCUGUAUUCUGUUCUUUACCUAAAUUUUCAAUCAGCUUUCGUGUAUACUAAUGAUGAAUUUAUGUCAAUAAUUCUUGAUAAGCUUUGUCGCCGAAGUCAUGAUUGCAAUUUAAUUUUACCACAGUUAGAUUUUUAUACGAAAAGUAUCCAAAUGAUGCUCAAAAUCUGUGCUGAUCGGUGUGAAUUUCAUCUUCGCAAUUUAACGAAUGCUUUUCUUUCCGAAUCAGAACGAUUGAUGAAAGAGCUAAGUGAAAAAUCUCAUUCAUUGAAUAUUUCAUAUAUGAGAUUUGAAACCUCUAUGAAGGAUAAUAUUCUAACCGUUCUUUUUUCUCUUAAAAAUUUUGUCAGGCCAGAAUUUAUAUUUUCUAGAAAUAUUCAUUUCAGGAAAAUAUUUUGCAAAUCAUUUGCUCGCGAAGGUAUCUUUGUUUCUUAUUUUCGUUACAUUAAGGCAAAAUCUUUGGAAAUACUGCAAAAUGCUGAUAAAAAGACUUUGUACUUGCCAGCUUUGUCUCUGUUGUUUUCUAAGUAUAUGUUGCAAAUGUACCACUCAUCUAUAACUCAGUUUAUGAAUAUGAUAGAUGAGCAAUUGUACGCGCCGAUCGAUGAUAUUCCCUUGUCUCAGGCAUCUGACAUUGCAUGUGAAUUUAAAGCUGUUGCUAGAGAAAUGUUGGACAUGUACGUCAGAAUUCGUCAAGAAAAAACUUCAGCUAUGGUCAGAAAAAGCCUCGAAAACAAAAAAUGGAUGAGAGUUAAAGAGCCACGAAGAGUGAGCGUUGUUGUAAAAAGAGUUCUGGAAGAUUUGAAUAAAACUAAAUCUGAGACAGAAAGUCUGUUUGGAAGCACUAAGGGUUCAUCACGAGAUAGAGCUAGUGAUUCCGGAAGAACAUUUAAUUCGAAACUAAAAAUAAACUCUCCAAUUCAAGAUCCUACGGAUGAAGCUGUUUUUAACCGUAUUUCUACGAUUUUCAUCCAGCAACCGACAUUUUUCAAAACCGUUGACUUUACCAGUUAUUCAAUUACGAGCUGUAUUGUGAAUCUGACCUUGAAAUGUUAUAGUGAAUAUAUCAGACAGAUUACAUUCAACUCUUUCGGACUCCAACAAAUCCAGGUGGAUAUGUAUUAUUUUCAGACAUUUUUAUCGCAACAUUUUGGCAUCGAAGAAGAUUUUAUACCCUUUUUUGACAAUAUAAUAUCAAGUUGCUAUAACAGAACAUUCCAGCCACAGUUAAUGAAACAUCAGGUAGUUGCAGCUCUGUGUCAAGAAUUUUAACAACUCUGUCACGCAAGGUCAGCUAUCAUUUGACGUAUCAGCCCUAAGAAAAGAUUACAAUCUUUCCCUUAAGCAUUGUUGUUAUUGUUAGCAGUAUCAAUAAUAAAGAAUGAGAAUGCAAUAAAAAAGAGAAUUGAAAUCAAAGAAUGACAGCAAAAGACACGAUUGAAGUCGUUAAUUUGGACGAUAACAUCUUAGUUUCUAUACAAGAAUAGUUUCAGGAUCCUCAUUCUGUCAAUCGUAUUUGACAUAUAAUGAAAACCCGUUUCCAGUAUUAGAGUUACGAAACAGAUUUGUCAAAAUUUCAGUUUGUUAGUAGCGUCUAAGAUACUUUUAAAACUGGAACAUGUAUGU